AUGUACGCUACUUCAGAUGACUCCCAUAGGCAAGAUAGACUACAUCAGGCCCGGCUAAAGCAUAUUAAGAUCGAACACGAUUUGUAUCGGGCCAUUUUGUCCGAUGAUAUCAAACUCAUAUUUCCAGAUCGUUCUCCUAAUUUCAUCGAUCCAAAAAAUCAUUUACAAAACGAUUUGGAUAAUGCAGCUAUUUGGGGCCAGUUCGUUGAUGUCCAGAUAGAUGAUUGCUCUUUGAUCCAUGAAUUUUACUUGGAGAAUCGAUCAGAUUUAUCCUUGCCUCAUAAAGAUGUUGUCAUCAUUCAUGGGUACAUGGCAGCCCUGGGAUACUUUGUCAAGAAUUUUGAAGAAUUAAUCAAGUCUUAUCCCAACCUAUCGAUUCACAUUCUUGAUUUACCUGGUUUUGGGAACUCGUCACGUCCUCCAUUUCCUAAAAAACUUUUGAAGUCACCUUCACCUCCCUCAAUUGAAAAUCAGAUAUAUCAAAUUUUAGAAAUUGAAAAUUGGUUCAUAGAUAAACUUGAAAUUUGGAGAAAGUUUUGGAACUUACGUCAUUUCAAAUUGAUUGGUCAUUCAAUGGGCGGCUACCUUUCUUGUUGCUAUAUCAUGAAAUAUAAUGAUCAAUACUUAAAUGUUGAUAAUGGUGGACGUAUAGUACAAGAGUUUAUGAAUGUAAGUCCAAUGGGUACCGAAUCAAGCUAUGUGAGUUUAAUCAAUGACAAAAAAUAUCAAUUCAACCAUCACGAGUCGGGUGGUGAUCCGUUUAAGGAACUUUUUAUGAAACAACCAAUCCAUGACGAAAACACUUCUGAAACCACCCGCUCAUUGGAUAAGUCAAAUCCAUUAGGCAAAAAUGAAACCAUUGUUAAUGAUCCAGAAUUGAUUUCAUUAUGGGAAAAACUAGGACGCCCAAGAUUUCCUAAAAAUUUGAUCUUGCAAAAAUUAUGGCAGUGGAACAAGUCUCCUUUUCAAUUGCUCCAAUUAUUUGGACCUCUUUACUCUAAAUUGUUGUCCUAUUGGUCUUUUCAGAGAUUUAGAAAUUUGAAAGCUAAUGAUGACAACGAAGAUGAGGAUGUUGAAAACAAGGAUGAACCACUGUCAAACGUUGACCUAAUUUUGAAACUUCACGAUUAUUCAUUUUCAAUUUUUAAUCAAUUUCAAGGUUCAGGUGAAUUGGCAAUUACUAAACUAAUCAAUCAUGAAAUAUUGGCUCGCUUACCACUUUGUGAUCGUGGAUUUAUCGAAUAUAUUGAUAAAGCUAAUAUAAGGACAUUAUGGAUGUAUGGGGAUAAAGACUGGAUGAACUUCCAAGGUGGUAAAUAUUGCGUUGAUAAACUAUUGGGUUUAGGCAAUAAAGUCACCGAUUUUAAAAUUAUUCAAGAUGCUGGACAUCAUAUUUACUUAGACAACCCAAAGUCUUUUAAUCAAUCCUGUAUUGAUUUUUUCAAUCUUAAAAGUUAUUAA
Hyphopichia burtonii NRRL Y-1933 is the source of this 1461-nucleotide messenger RNA. RefSeq lists its product as uncharacterized. The record is from RefSeq and is a predicted model, not a curated record. Gene Ontology annotation, cellular component: mitochondrial inner membrane. Gene Ontology annotation, molecular function: A2-type glycerophospholipase activity. Lineage: Eukaryota; Fungi; Ascomycota; Pichiomycetes; Serinales; Debaryomycetaceae. Bases 1 to 1461 code for a protein of 486 amino acids. Gene Ontology annotation, biological process: cardiolipin acyl-chain remodeling. The transcript has a single exon.